This is a messenger RNA of Peniophora sp. CBMAI 1063, 1959 nucleotides long. The record is from the annotation of a GenBank genome assembly. Lineage: Eukaryota; Fungi; Basidiomycota; Agaricomycetes; Russulales; Peniophoraceae.
AUGGCCGACGACUUGGCCGACGCGAGCAAAGGCUUUGACGCUCUCUUCAAUGACUCCAUUGAUGCUGCCCGUGAAAUAUUCAAGGCGAAGGACUCGCCCUUCCACCAACUCGGCUUUGCUGCACUCUCCUUCCUAGAAGCCGCGUUGGGGUUCGAGACUGACAGGAUGGCCGAUGCUAUAAAGCUAUUAGCUGAUGCUGAGGCUGCUGCACGCAAACAGGCCAAAGCUACCAAGGGUUCCGUUUCAACCGGCCGUUUCCCCGGCGGAACAGAGUGGGAGCUCUUGCAUGCCGACGCAACGAUCCUUCUCGGACUGACCCAUGCGCUGAGUGAAUCGUACAUGGGCUAUGUUCAAUGCUUGUACGCGGUGAACAACGCCCAUUCCAAAUUCGCAAAAUUAUGGAAGAUCGUGUUCCCAAACGGUAUCGCAGACUUGCAUACACCUGCCAUAUCGCGCAAGGGCUCCAAGUCCUCGCUCGCGACGCAAAAUAGUACUGAUGCCAGCAAGAAUGGCCAUCCACCCGCGACAAUGCCUAGCCCGAUCACUGCGCCGCCGAAGAAAGGCGGGCUUUUCCGCGGAUGGAGCACCCUUACCGCUUCUCCACGAGGUAGCGGGACGACGACACCUGUAUCAUUGGAAGAUGGCCCAACCGAGGAGCUAAUCGUUUCGGGGACUGCGUUCGGCUAUGGCGUUUUUCAACUGGUAUUGUCGCUGUUACCAUCUGCAGUGAAACGCGUAGUUGGCUUCUUUGGCCUUUCGCAUGACCGCAAGCUAGCGCUACGCGCUCUGUCCAUCUCUGCGAGCAAAUCAGAUGUGCAUGCGGUAUUUGCUGGCCUCACCUUAAUGACCUAUCACGGAGUGGUGCUACUCAGUGCCGGGUUCCAAGCUGACGAAGCGCAUAUUCUGACACAGUAUCGCUCUAUCUGUCACAAGCUGGAGCAGCGUUACCCCAACGGGUCGCUCUGGAUGCUGAACCGGGCCAAAAUUCUGCGAAUGGAAGGAAACGGAGAAGAGGCGAUGCGGGUACUACGAGAUGGCCUGGGACCCAAUCGCUCAAAAAGUUUCCAACAAGCAGAGUCGUUGCUCGUCUUCGAGCUCGCGUGGAUACUGCUGUCACACCGCGAAUAUAUUGAGGCGGCAAAGCAAUUCCUAUACAUCACGGAGAUCAACACCUGGAGUCAUGCUACAUACUUCUUCCUCGCCGCCGGUUGCUACUGGCGCGUGGGAGAUUAUAAAGAAGCACAACGUCUACUAGACGCUGUCCCGGCAGCCAUCGACAAACGCAAAAUCGGCGGGAAGGACUUGCCGUUCGAGGUCUUCAUCAAGAAGAAGCUGGCGUUUUGGAAGGCCAAGCAGCUGAGACUCACCGGCAGCGAGGAUGAUUAUGUUAUGGCUAUCUCAGUCAACCCCGCAGAAGAAAUGGGCAUCUUCUGGAAUAACCACCAACGAAUCCCUGCUACCGUCGCCGAAGCACACAUCCACGAGUUCCUCGCACUCACCCCGGCCUCCACUGUCCCCACGCCGUACGCAACUAACUCCGCCCCACCACAACCACCUUUCCCAACUCAACCUCCUCCCCUUGAUACGGCCGAUGAACUCGCUCUCCGAGAGCUUCUACUUGGCAUCACCCACCGAACAGCUGGUAUCUUCCCAAUUGCUCGCGCAUACCUAGAGGCAGCAUUUGCUCGCCAGUCGACACUCGUCGUGAACACUUGGAUCGGCGGUGUGGCGUGCUUUGAGCUCGCGGUGCUCGAACUCCACGACGCUGAGGCACACAACGACUCCACGGGGCCGAAGUCGAAGGAACAUUGGGCGACUGCGCUCAAGAAGGCCGAGAAGCGCGUCGCGCAAGCCAGCUCGUUAUCCGGGAGCGAGAUUGAUCUAAGCUCCCGGCUGGAGAGCCGCAUUGCGAUGUUGAAGGACGAGAUGGCGCUGAAGCAUGAGUUGCUCGGUUUGUAG